Molecule: messenger RNA, 390 nt
Organism: Perkinsus marinus ATCC 50983
Lineage: Eukaryota; Perkinsozoa; Perkinsida; Perkinsidae
Product: interferon-induced guanylate-binding protein, putative
Exons: 5
Coding region: 1-390 (129 amino acids)
Molecular function (GO): GTP binding; GTPase activity
Source: RefSeq, a predicted model, not a curated record
AUGACGGCUUACCGUCAUAUCAGGGCCGACUUGAGGAACAUCCAAAAGCUGCCGUAUCGAGCAUUGAUGCCUCAAUUCCAGCAGCAGGUUGAUGCAUUCGUCGAGAAGGUGUACUCAUCGUUGAAGCCCAAGAUGAUAGGAGGGACAGCUCCCAACGGAUCAAUGCUCACCACACUUGCUCAGGAAUAUGUCAACGGCAUAAACUCUAGUGCCGUGCCCACUAUACGGAGUGCCUGGACAAACGUUGUUGUCAGAGAUGCGGUCCAUGUGUACCGAGUCACGAUGAAUGAGGAUGUGAUGCAAAAGCUGCUGAUGUCAGAGAAGGAGUUCCGAGGGAAGGACGAGCGUGUUGUCGAGCUCGAGAUGAUGCUGGAGGAGGCCAAACAAUGA